UGACUGACUGCGCAUUUCCACUUUUCGCCAGGUUCCCCAGGCACCGGGCGAAGGAUACGUACCGCUCAGUCCGUCUCCGACCUGCUCGAAACGGUCGUUUUGAUUGGCCCUCAUCCAUCGUUCCACCAUCCCUCUUCUUGACCCCCCCGGUGCCCCGUCUCCGUCCUGACGGCCGUGCAACUCACCAUCUCAGCCAGGGACCAUUGAAAUCAACUGGUUAUUGUUGCUAUCGGUCGGAUUCAUUGCCUUGUCGCGCGCCUCUUGCGCCCCUUCCAACCCUUGGGAAGUCCUGCUGCUAGUUUGUUCCAGUGGCUGGGUCGUUCCCAGCUCGACUAAAAUUAGUGGUCCAGCAUCCCCCAAGGUGGCCGUCGUCGUCCCCUUCCGACCGUCUUGAGUCUUCCUCACCACCCCAACCUGGAAACCCCCCGUGCCCCCGUGCCACCCCCCGGCAAGAAACAGCAGCGCAUCCCCCCCCAAAUCCUCAGACGGGCACCUUGUUUCGGCUGGGCUCUCGCCUCUUUUUCCAAGCGGGAGGCGUCUCAUCACCUGAACCUGAACUUAACCACCUCAUCAGCCCGCCUACACCCUCCAAGGCUCCAACCACCUUUUCUCCUCUUUCCCAACCACACUUCACACACUCUACAACCAUCAAUCAACAAACCGCGACCGAUCGCCAUUUGCAUCCUCCAACAAACCCGGAACCUCGUUCAACUCAAUCCUCAAUCUCGCUUUCCCGAAGCAAGACUUUUAUCCACCAGCUGCAGCUUCGAGCUCCGCCGGCAAACCCCAACUUCACCCUCUUCACAUCUCCGUCACCACAGCGACAAUGCCCGAAGACGCCCCCUACGACCCGUACAUCCCCAGCGGCCAGGCUGCCAACACGGCCGGCACGCAACAGCAAGGAGGAGCUGGCGGCAAUGCGAGAACCCAGGCUUUGCAAGCUCAAAUCGACGACACCGUCGGCGUGAUGCGCGAGAACAUCAACAAGGUCUCCCAAAGAGGCGAGCGUUUGGAUGCUCUGCAAGACAAGACCGACAACCUGGCUGUGUCAGCUCAGGGCUUCCGUCGGGGCGCCAACCGCGUCCGCAAGCAGAUGUGGUGGAAGGACGUCAAGAUGCGCAUGUGCUUGAUUGCCGGCAUCAUCAUCCUCAUUCUCAUCAUUGUCAUUCCAGCCGUUGUUGCUACUCGCAAGUAACAGAUACCACACUUUUUGCAUUACACUAGCCCCUUGGGCUCAUGGUUCGCCCUCAUGAUAUGGAAAUGAAUUGUCAGAUAUCUCGCAGGCUUCGAGCAACCGUGGGAGACGAGGGGAUGAGGCGGCACAAAGAGCCAACCUCUAUGGGUUAAUGACUUGGGAAGCGCGGAGGUUGUUCGAAACGGACUCCGAUCUACUUCAACGGUCUGCAUGCAAAGGCCUGCUGCUGGCCGGCUCCGGGAUUCGUUCCGAGGAAGCUAGCCAGCCGCAACGGCCCGGCUGCGGAUCAACCGCAUGUAUGUAUGAGGGAUGGCAGGCGUUUGCGUAAUUUGAAUUCUCACUGGCCCUGGUUUUGAUAUCCAGUCUGGUCGCUUGUUGUAUAUGAAUGAAGUGACGAGUCUUUUUUUCCACAACAACUCUGCGGGAUCUCUUUGAUAACGGUGUCCGAACUUUCCGUAAACAUUUUGACUGUGACUACCAUGUUCUGGUUCAUUAUUGGUGCAUGCCGAAUGAUCCAUUUUCCUGCAUCUCAUUACGUGCUGAUAGAAGAAAAUAGAGACAUCG
Messenger RNA from Colletotrichum scovillei, 1759 nucleotides. Its product is annotated as synaptobrevin. Gene Ontology annotation, biological process: vesicle-mediated transport; vesicle fusion. Gene Ontology annotation, cellular component: SNARE complex; plasma membrane. The coding region runs from base 827 to 1195 and encodes 122 amino acids. Gene Ontology annotation, molecular function: SNAP receptor activity; syntaxin binding. The transcript is spliced from 3 exons. The record is from RefSeq and is a predicted model, not a curated record. NCBI's taxonomy places the organism in Eukaryota, Fungi, Ascomycota, Sordariomycetes, Glomerellales, Glomerellaceae.